This is a messenger RNA of Dictyostelium discoideum AX4, 1149 nucleotides long. RefSeq lists its product as hypothetical. The transcript has a single exon. The coding region runs from base 1 to 1149 and encodes 382 amino acids. The record is from RefSeq and is a predicted model, not a curated record. NCBI's taxonomy places the organism in Eukaryota, Evosea, Eumycetozoa, Dictyosteliales, Dictyosteliaceae. Gene Ontology annotation, cellular component: membrane; extracellular region.
AUGAAUAAAUUAAUAUUAAAUGUUCUAUUUAUAGCAAUAAUUAUUUGUGGUGUUGUAAAUUCUUUAGGUUUUACAAGUACAACAACAUUAAUUGUUGAUGUAACUCAAAAUAACCAAUAUCCAAAAUAUGGAACAUGUGGUACUGCCAGUAAAACAUGUAAUAAUAUUCAAGAUGCAAUUAAUUAUUAUAAUAGAAUUUCCCAAAAUUCCAAUAUCCAACAAUUAAAUUUAUUAUUAGCCGAUGGUGUAUUUAAUAAUACAAAUAAUUUUAUUGAAUUUAAAAAAUUCAAUACAACUAUUUCUCCAUUAAAUGUUGGAUCUGAAAAUGUAAUUUUCGAUGGUUCAGUAGGUACUAAAUCCAAGGAAACCCUAUUCUCAUUUGUCAGCUCAACAAUUUGGAUUACCGGUAUUCAAUUUGUUAAUUUCCAAAGUGAAAGUUCUUUAAUCUAUAGUGAAUCUGGCCAAAUCAAUAUUGACCAAUGCUCUUUCAAAAAUGUUUCAAGUAAAGAUGGCACUGUUUAUUUAAAGAGUUCAAAUAGUUUAAUCUCAAAUACAAUUUUCACAUCAAACUCUGUCAAGAAAACUUCCGAUUCCGCCUCAGUUAUCAGCUUUUUCACAAGCUACACAAAUAAAUUCAUAAUCUCCAAAUGCCAAUUCAACAAUAAUGUCGCAUUGAAUGGCGGUGCCAUUUACGCCAAAAACACUGCACUUAUUACUGUUCCAGAUCCACUUGUGUCCUUGAUUGAGAAUACCCUUUUCAAUGGUAAUGUUGCAAGUGGAAAAGGCGGUGCACUCUACACUGACAAUAUUCUAUUAAUCGUCGAUUCAAAUGUUUUCACUAAUAACACCUCACCAACUGGUAGUAUUAUUAAUUUAAACAAUGGUCUUAUGAAUAUUACCUCUUCUUCAUUCUACUCUGGAACUAGUUUAAACUAUUUCUUAUCAACUAUUAUCUAUACAACUAAAUCAGAUUUAAAUAUUGAUGAUAGUACUUUUGAUAGAAGUUUUUCAGUUGCAAUUAAUUGUGAUUCUUCAACUGUUAUAACUCAAAAUAAUAAUCUUUCACUCAGAUUAGUUUGUUAUAAUUGUAUUUCAAUUAUUGAAGGUACUCAAGAUUGUCAAGGAGUUCCAAAAAAUUUAGAUUACUAA